Owenia fusiformis is the source of this 923-nucleotide messenger RNA. The record is from the annotation of a GenBank genome assembly. NCBI's taxonomy places the organism in Eukaryota, Metazoa, Annelida, Polychaeta, Sabellida, Oweniidae.
ACUUAUCAAUAAUAACAAAGAAAGAGGUUUUGGGCAGAGUGAUGACAACUCCACCAUGUUCACAAGGUCAAGCAUCUCCACCUUAUCCACGAAGUCCAGCAGACUAAAGAAACAAUUUGCAAACUCAUAUACUCUAGAGAAUGCACCAAUUGAUUUAGAAAAACUUGAACACACUGGUGAACUCACGAACGCUGAAUUGUUGUGUCGAAGAGGGAUAACAGUGCUUAUAUGUCUGUUUAUAGUCGGUAUAGGAGUGCUCAUUAGACUUGUUGUCAAAUACCCGGAGGAAUUGACUAUGUUAUGUGUACCAUGGGAUGGUACAGGACCUUUUCCUAACACAACAAUGCCAAUAUGUAAUGUUACCAUGGAGACGACCACUAUAUUUUCAAACAUAACAACAAUGCUGACUUAGGAUUUGUUCAUAUUUACCAACAAUGAACUAUGGGAAAGGGGUUUACGAAAAAUACCGACCCUACCGACCACCGACCGGUCGGCGUUUUACACAGGUAGUCUUAAAACAGGUGAAAAUGUGUAAAAGAGCGACCAUAUUUGUAGCCUUGAAUUAUUUAAUUAAUUCGAAUUUUAAUACAUGUCAUUCAUAGGCAACGUUUUUUACCCAUUUUGUUAUUUUCAAUUAAGUUGAAAUGGUUAAAACGAAAGGCAAGCAAACACUUAAGUUCCUGACCUGCCAACCCAUCGUUUCUACGGGAAUCGAUCCUAAUUUUUACUAAAAUUGAACGUAGGCCUAAUUUAAAGAAAGGAUAGAUAGAUAGGUAUCGAUAUGGUGAACUGAAUUCAACAAUGUUUUUCUCUUAAAGUCCCCGAUAAAUCGGGCUACGUAUACCGCCGUGUUUACAUUAGGGGAUUAGAAGAGUUUAUUUUUUAUUUAGGUAUGCAAGCUACGUAUAUCAAUAUUAGGCCUU